Molecule: messenger RNA, 1502 nt
Organism: Lactuca sativa (garden lettuce)
Lineage: Eukaryota; Viridiplantae; Streptophyta; Magnoliopsida; Asterales; Asteraceae
Product: protein PHOSPHATE STARVATION RESPONSE 3
Molecular function (GO): DNA binding; DNA-binding transcription factor activity
Source: RefSeq, a predicted model, not a curated record
AAUAGUGUUGGAUUACAAACCGUGUGGUUUACACGCUUACUUCAUUUUUAUAUAAAUAUUUUUUUCACAAUUUGUUUUCAUAACUUUAAUUUUAUAUGUUUUUUUCAACAACCUUUAUAAUAACCUCAUUUUUUUUUUAUUUUAGUUUAUACAUUUUUUUUUCACAAUUCGUUUUUAUAAUUUAAUUUUUACUUCGUUUUUACAUAUUUGUUUUAUGACAAUUUGAUUUACUUUAUUUUUAGAUGUUUUUUGAUAAUUCAUUUAAAAAAAAAAAGCGAUUGUUCAUUUGUAACCAAACCAAAAAUACCAUUAUAAUCUAAUUUUGCCACUCAAAAUGAACACAUAGUAUAUGCCGAAACUCAUAGUAUAUGCCGAAACUCACGCAAACGUUAUAUAGAUCUCCCCUCCUAGGCUCCUAAUUUCUUAAUUUCUAUCCUUAGCACACAUCGCCAGUUGACUUUUAUUGUUUUCUUGGAAACAUCUCGAUCUUGUAGUGUAUCUGUCUUCGCUUCGUCCCUUUAUUAAACUAUCCUGAAGUUGUCUUUUCCUUUUGUGCAAUCCCCGAAACGGGUUAGCUCCAAGGGGAAACGUAUUAUCGAAGAGAUGGGUACAAAUCGUUCUGAUGGUGCGGGGAAGGAACGAUUGAAAUGGACUCAAGAACUUCAUGAUCUGUUCGAAAAGGCAGUCAAUCAGCUUGGAGGCCCUGAUAGGGCAACACCAAAGGGUAUACUGAAGACAAUGGGAGUAACAGGACUUACAAUCUACCAUGUCAAAAGUCAUUUACAAAAGUACAGGAUGUCCAAAUUCAUCCCUGAAUCAUCCAAAGGAGAUAAAUUUGAGGGUAGAAACAUAUCAGAAAUUUUUCCGAACUUCAGCAAAACGUCGGGUCUCCAGCUAAACGAAGCAUUAGAAAUGCAAAUAGAAGUCCAAAGACGCUUGGACGAUCAACUUGAGGUUCAAAAGAGUCUGAAGGUGAAAAUUGAAGCACAAUCAAGAUUUUUAGAGAGAAUUGCACAAGAAUACAAAACAAGGCAAACCAUUUCCAAAUAUAGAAAACCAAUAUCAAUUAUAUCUCUUCCUUCCCUUUGUGACGAGUCUGAAUCCAUCAUCAAGGAUUUUGAUUCUGAUUCUGAAGUUGGCACAUGCCAUAUGAUUAGGUCUAGCCCAGAAUCUCCACCUAUAAAGAGGGCUAGGGUUGUGUUUAUCGAUGAUGAUGUAAUGUAUCCAGAGAUAUUUGACCUAAACUCCAAUAAUUACACUCAAAACGUACCCCAACUUCCAAAAGGCAACACAUUUCCAUGGAAUAUAGCCUUUUGCCACUCGCCUCUAAUUCCAUCUUCACAUAGUUCUUUUCAUUGAAACUUAUGUGCAUGUUGGAUCGUACUAUACUGGAAAUAAAAUAUAUAUGUUCAUCUUGGGACCUAAGAAUUGCUUGACUUAGCCAUCAUGAUGAGAAGUCAUGCUUAUGUACAUGAUACAUUAUCUAUAAUAAUAUGUGUUGG